Molecule: messenger RNA, 825 nt
Organism: Babesia bigemina
Lineage: Eukaryota; Apicomplexa; Aconoidasida; Piroplasmida; Babesiidae
Exons: 1
Coding region: 1-825 (274 amino acids)
Source: RefSeq, a predicted model, not a curated record
AUGGGGGGGAAUGAAUGCGCCAAACCGUCAUCUAUUGGGUUAAGCAUAAAGUCGGAUGCGAGCACAUCCAACACAGAUCGUAACCUUUUCCCCCGUUACCUGAUGACCGAUCAGUUUGAAUGUCACCUGACAAGUGAUGAUUUGACUAUUGUACAAGAUGCUUGGUCUUAUAUAGAAAUCGCAUGCCGCUCCGCCACACCUCUUGAAUAUGCACUAGGGAUAUGUCAAGCGAAGUCUGUCGAUUAUGUUUGCCAGCUCAUACCGCCACUAUUGGAUGGAAUGCUAAGUGAACUGGAAGCUGAGAUAAUACCCGCUAUGUUGAAUAAAACGAUGUUGAUCUGUCAUAAGAAUGGAUGCACCCCAGAAGCUAUUAAAAGGCUACACUCGAGCAUGUUCUCACUGCUGGGAAACAAAAAAACUAUAAGGAUGCUCUCCCCAAUCUCAUUUUCAACGCUAAUUGGCGUACUGAAUCGGGUGGAACAUGUACAUGCGGAGAAGGUUUUAAACCUAAUGAUUGAAUGCUGUGUAGAACGAAUGAGUUCAACAACGGAGGACGGGCCUACCGUUCACCUCCACUGCAACAACGCAUUCAAGUUGCUUAGUGUUUGCGUCAAGAAGAGUCGCGUAGAUGCCACACAUCUGGCGAAGGGUAUAUGCUCGAAUGCCCAUCACCUAGAAAAGGAGCGAGUGCCGCAGCUCCUGCACCUGUUAACAAAGAUGGGGUUUAAAGACGGUAGAUACAUAUCGAUGCUGGAACCCAUCGCCGAAAAAGCCAUGGCUGCGAAUUCCGAUACGGCGCGUAUUCUAAAACUUGAAGUGAGUUAA